GCUGCGGCGCCAUGAUGUCACGGCCUGUACGUAAACCUUCGAGGGUGAGACGCACGGUGUAAUGAUGUGAGAGUGGAGAGAGAGAAAAAACAACAUACACGAAGACAGGAGAGACAGUAUGCAUAUUAUGCAUUUCAUAUUGACAAAAGGUAACGGUGCGAUCCGGAUACAUCGGUAUCUUUUAAAGAAAUCGGGAAAAGGUGGCCGAACAAGGUGUUUUUUACUCAUUAAUUCGAGGCUAGAGCAGAUCAUCUCGCAGCGAGCUCGCCUCAGAUUCGCCCGCCAUUCAACAUGGUUCUGCGUGCACGCGCCAUCAGCGCCAACUGUUAGUUCACUGGCCGAUUAGAGACACGCGCCGUCGACGAAAAACUCGACGCCCGUUACUCAAAAGAUAUAUGCAUGGAGGCCAAGCAUCUCUGCUACUUGCAGUUAUUUUGGAUAUAGACCUGAAAUACCCUGAUGUUAGAGGGUCAGAAGCUAUCCAGAUGACUUCUUAAUUCCCAUGGCCAAUACAGAGAAGCAGGGUGCAAUGGUGCUUCAUGAAGAGGGCAUGACUGCCCCUAAACUGGCACCUCCCACUACUUCUGCACCUUCCCUCUUUGUUGUUCUCAAACAGUUGCACCCUGGUGAAGGUACAAAAGACAAGAGCAGUCUGUUGACAAUAAAUGAGGCAAGUAAAGUGAUGAAAUCUACAAUCAGCUCUGCUGUAAUGGGCAGCCAUGCAACAUCAUCCACAUCACUUGUAGACACCAACACCACCACACAGGCAGAAAACGUGCCAGCAGAUACUAGAUGUAAGGGCAUCACAGUUACACUGGACAACAAUAGUAUGUGGAAUGAGUUCUAUAGAUGCCAGACUGAGAUGAUUCUGACAAAGCAAGGUCGUAGAAUGUUCCCUUGUUGCCGCUUUCGUCUCUCUGGUAUGGAACCCUUCCAGAGUUACUUGCUGGCAAUGGAUAUCAUUCCAGUUGAUAACCACAGAUACAAAUGGAGUGGGAAAGGAUGGGAAACGAAUGGGAAAGGUGACCCUCAUGUUUCACGUUUGUUUGUACACCCAGAAUCCCCUGCUACCGGCCUACACUGGAUGCAGUACCCUGUUUCAUUUUAUAGACUGAAGGUUUGCAAUAACACCUUGGACCAGGAUGGCCAUAUUAUUUUGCACUCAAUGCACCGGUACCUUCCUCGACUUCAUGUCAUACCUGCAGACAAAACCACUGAAGACAUUCAAAUUGACAGGCCUGAUGUCAUAACACUUAGUUUUUCUCAGACCGAGUUCUUUGCUGUCACCGCCUAUCAAAACCUACGCAUCACUCAACUCAAAAUUGACUACAACCCCUUUGCCAAAGGUUUCAGGGAGGAUGCUGUUAAUGCCCGAUCUUCUAAGUCCAAGAAUGGAAUAUCCAAAGAGGAACCAGAGACUGACCUCAGGCUAAGUAGGGAGACAACAACUUUGAAUAAUUUGAAAACUCUGUUCAUGAAGAGAAAUGCUGCUGUGAAGGUCAACAGGGAUCAGAAUGUUCCAAGCCCGACAAAUGGGGAAAUGAAAGUUGUUAAUGGUGAUGCUCCCAUUGUAGACAGAGAUGUUAAAAGUUUGUGUAGCAAGAAGCGCCCAUUGCCAGGGACAUUUUCAGACUUCAUUAAACAUGCUCACGUGAAAAUCAAAAGGUUAUCGCUUGAGAAUAUCCAGCAAAAUAGUGGUAUCCUGCACACAGCCUCAUCUUGCACAGGUGGAAUAAAGGAGGUGAUGGAGAUAUCAUCCAAAUCAGACAAUUUAUUACAGGUUGCUAGUAAGGAGGAAACUGUAAUAGGUGAUGGUCACAGAUGUAAAAGCCCUGAUACACCCUCAAAAAUAGAGUUAAUAAAAACUGAUGAAAAUAAACCUGUAAUAAAUGAACGCAAAGAUAAUGAGUUCACAUUGCUAUCCAGUGACCAGAAAGCACCAAAAUUGGGUGAAAAUGGAAAAGAGGAGUCACUUUCUUCUCUGGGCACUGAGGUCAAGCCUGAAGCAAAACCGAAGAAAACCUUGCCCCUACCGCUUCUUGCGCAGUUUCUCAAACAGAGGAAGUCUAAAACAAGACCUGCCACCCCAAAACCUGAAGUUCUUAGCAUGUCUUUAGACUCUGAAAAGUCCUCUAAACCUGUCUCAACCACUGAAAGCUCAUUUGACUUGAUGUCUUCCACCCCUUCUGAUGCUACUCCAUUAGAUUCACAACCAGUAUUUACAUCAUUAUCUCAGACUGUUACAUUAUCAACAACAGAAGCAAAUGAAAUGACAUCUUUGUCCACUGCUCUCUUAUCACCCUCUUCAUCAACUGUAGUCCCCAACAUACCAGUAGAAACACAAAUACUUGAAAGAUUUUCACCUUCCCCAUCUGCAAAUGAUCCAUUUCAUGCCCCCAGCACUACCUCUAACCCCAAACCUAACUCUGACCCAGCCCCUGAAAGUUCCUCUGAUGUGUUCUAUGAUGUUGAUACUAUUUCUGAGCAAGGUAUUGACAACACACUCAGGUCUCAUUCAGAUAUUUUAUCUUCCCUCGCUUGUAACACAUUAGAUGACACUCAUUCUCACACUAUACCUGAAGUUAACACUGACUUUAUCACAUCGGAAACCCCCUCUGUCACCAUAUCUUACUCUGUUUUUGAAGUUCCAUCUUUUACCAACAAUGAAGUUAGUCCUGAAGUUAUUAAUAACCAGGAACACACCGUAAUGGCUCAAGUUGUUGAGAGUCAAUCUGUUUCUGAUUGCCUCCUGGACAGUGCCAAGAACUCUUGUCCUGAACUUUUUUCCCAAGAAGUUCUUUCAGACGCUCUGUCCACACAUGAGGAAUCCUUUACCCUGCCAUUGGAUGACCCAUGUUCCCCAGCCUUCUCCUUACCCAGCCCAGCUCCUUCUUCUCCUGACCCUUUCCCACCAGAUCUAUUCUGUGACAGGCCAGUACCUCCUAGAAAGACCCUUGAUUCAUUCCCAGAACGACUAUUGGAUUGCACAGGUCAUGCUUGUUCUGACCUUUUCCAGCUAAGUCUAUUUUGUGACAGUCCAGUACCUCCUAGAAAGGCCCUUGAUUCAGUUCCAGAAAGACUACUGGAUGGACCAAUAACUUCAAAAGAUACAUUGUCGCCAAGCCUCCCCGACUGGUCAGGACAUCCCAGGGAAUCAAAGGACUUGUUCUCUCAAAGUCCACACACUGAUAGACCAGGUCCUCUUAAUGACUUGCAGUCAGCUGUUAAUUAUAAUAGCAGUGAGAUCGCUGUUUCUGAUCCCAUUGUUCCUGAUCCCAUUGUUUCUGAGCCAACUAAAGAAUACUCUCAUGGAAGGACUUUCAAGAAAUCUAAGACUAAACAGAAAAAAAUUGGAAAGAUGAAGCUUUGUGAAGAUAAUGAGGUGGUUGAAGGACCUGUACCUGUCCCAAUGCAGCCUAGCCUGGAGGAUGUAGAAGGCCAAUUAUUUGUCUCCUUCAUGUCAAAGGAAGCUCUUGAGGUUCACCUUGGAGAUGACACCAAUACGGAGGAGACACAAACAACAUCAGAGAAUAUAGAUGGUGAAGGCAAUGGAUAUGUUGAGGAAAAGAUUGAGAUGCUAGAGAAGGCCCUUUUACAUGAUCUGAAAAUCAUGAAGCACAGACAGGUCAUUCAUCCAGUGCUUCAAGAAGUUGGCUUGAAGUUGAAUCUACUUGACGUCUCCCUGGAAAUUGAUCUGCAAUAUCUGGGUGUGCAAUUACCCAUACCCCCACCUGUUCUCUUACCUGAAGAAAGUUCAGCAUCAUCUCAGGUACGGUUUGUUUCAAGGACAGGGAAAACUAGCGACUUCACUAAAAUUAAAGGUUGGAGAGAUAAGUUUGCUGGCUCAGGAUCCCUGCAUGAAGGGGAAUCAAGCAUAGAUGCAGAGCAGAAGAACCUCUCUGCCUUCUGUAGUGACAUGUUGGAUGAGUACCUGGCCAGUGAGGGCAAGCUGAUUGAUGAACGAGCUGCCAACUUGUCCCAGACUGUCACUAUGCCUGUAGCAUACCAGCUACCCACUAAGAGCACUAGCUACGUCCGUACCCUGGAUAGUGUGCUUAAGAAACAAGUACCUCCCUCUUCAUCCUCCUCAUCCAAACGAUCUCCAAGAUCUAAUAAAGGCAAGCUGACAUCCAAGCCCAAAGAGGAUAAAAAAUCUAAAAGAUCUUUGAAAUCUGGUACACGAAAGCAAAACCUUAGUACAACAAAUCCAGUCAGCAGUGUUGAUAAACCUGCUUUGAGCGUGAAAAAGCAGCUACAUAGCAAGAGAUCCAAAAAUAUGAUGAAAUCCAAGAGUUUGAGUGCAGAAAGGCGUAUUGUACAAACUACUGCAAUGGUAUCUUCUGAUAAGACUUCCACGGUUGAGGUCUCUGGCUUCACAGCAGCAAGCUCCUCAGGGGGUCGCAGUCCAGGCUUGCCCAAGACUCUGGUGAAGCUGAUGGAUGUGGAAGAUGGAGCAGUGUGGGAAGGCAAGCAUCGGACCUUUAUUACAGAAGAGAGAGCGGCCAUUGCUUUAGCCACUCUUGUCACUGCUGAGGGUGUAACAAAAGGAAACCCUGAUGCCAUCAGAAUUAUAAAACGACGUGCACCACCUUGCCUCAAUGUCUUCUGCAGGCUUGGCUGCGUCUGUGCCAGUCUGGUUCACUCAAGGCGCCAUCAUCACUGUGGCAAACCACAGUGUAUGUUGGGCUGUAGCUGCCUGCGACGCAAAGUUAUUGCACUAAAGACCCCCAAAAAGGAAGAAAUUGCAUCAGAGGAGUCUGAACCUCAGGUAGUAUCCAAUGAGAACAAGGAUAAGUGGAAGAAAAAUAAAAAGAGAAAAACCUACGUUCUGACAGAUCCUGAGGCAGCAUCUGAGCCCGCUAAGCGUGUGAAUACAUUAUGGGAUAAUAAAAGUGAAGAUUCUGAUUCAGAAGUUCUUUUCUCCCCUCCUCCUCCGAGAUCCCCAUCUCCUGCACUCUUGUCUCAAGAGCUGCAACACGAUCUGGAAAGCUUUUUCAGUCCCUUAAAACAGAAAAGGGUGGUAGAGAGAAAUUUGAAAAUGACAAAGGACCUUAUGGACACCAGGCCAACUUGUGCUCGUGUGCGACCGUUUCUCUGGAGGUGUGAGGAUAAACAAAAAACGGUUGACCAACACCACAUCUCACAGGUCUCUACACAAGAUAUUGAGGAGGGGGAGCUUGUACCUCUUAAUUUGUCUGGCCCUUCCAAGCGGCUUGAGAUCAUAUCCGAGUGCAGUUGGGCAAGUACAGACAGCAGAAAUGACGUUCUGCGGAUAGUGUGUGAGCACAUGGCUCUGGAUCGUUUAAAGCACCCUUUCUGGAUUGGCAAGUACUAUAUCCAGCCAAUCUCUAAGACCCUAGAAGAGACAGAGGAGGGUUCUGUCUACAUAUACAAAGUCAACAUCUCUCAACCUGUGGAGAAGAAAAGGGAAGAUGAGAAAGUUACGCAACGGGAAGCUGAUUCGAAAAAGCCUGUAGGGAAGAAUGAGGUGAAAGGUCUGCCCUUCCUUUCCAGGUGUUCACCUGCAGGCUUGCUCAAAGCUGAGAAAAAACCACAUGAUGCCCCAGGCCAGAUAAUGGUCAAUGGAAAGCCAUACCCACAAGCCAAGCUAGAGCUUGGUCAGAUGGGGGCUUUGCACCCUGCCAAUAGACUGGCUGCUUACAUAACAGGGAGAAUAUGUCCAGUCAGUCAGUCUGGAUCUAACAUGGUAGCCAUAGCGACCACUACAAAGGCCUCUACCACAUUGGUUCCAGUCACUAGUGUGGCCACAGUAACCACAGUUACCAACACAUUAUCUUCUACAACCACAUCGCUUAUCAAACCUUUAGUGACCAAGCCCCCAGUGGGAAAGGUCUUCACCCAGUUUGUGGUCAACCACAUCAACUCUCAAAAUGUGCCCAGUAAUAGCACUCCUCACUUACAGCCUUCUGCUCCAAAUAUUGUCAUCCCCUCCACUCUGUUGAUGGUUGACAGAGAGGCUGGAGCUCCUGGGGUGGCUCUUCCUUCUCCAAAAGCAGGCUUGGCUACUCAGGUGUCUGAACCCUUAAACACCACAGGUAGCACCAGUUUUCCCACUGAAUCAAAAACUCAAGCCACUGCCAUCACCACUAAAUCGCCCAGCCUGCGUCUGGGUGGGUCUAGUUUAACCCCAACAACCGUCUCGUCCUCUGGAUCUGCCACUUCUGGGAAAAAGACUGUUUUGAUCACAGUUAUGUCCCAAAAUUCAGGGCUCUCCAACAGUAGUUCACAGCCUCCAAAGCCAGUCACGCAGAUUCGGCCCCCUCAGACACCAGUUCAAAAGAUGCUGCUUCAGGUUGUGAAAACAGCAGAUGGCAAAACAUUGUACCGUAAUGCCAAUGGACAACUCGUUCAAUUGGUGCCUCUUAGUCAGAUCAAAGCCAUCAAGCCCAACCUGCUUUCUCAAAGCCCAACAACCCUUAUCUGUUUCCCCGGGCCUAAUGCAGACCACCGUCUGAAUAACUGUAAGGCUGGCAGCACCACCAUAGUCACGUCAUCCAGCCAAGCAUCUCAAACUCAGGCAAAAACUACUGUUACUGUACCAGUCUCUACAUCUUUGCCUGUGACUGGCAAGCCAGUCACUCUUACUGCAUCCAAGUCAGUUUCCUAUAGCAGCCUUCCUUCCACCCUUAAAGUUGCCCCAAAUUUUAUGGGACAGUCUGGCACUUGCACAUUAAGAAUUCUCCCAAUACCCAAAAUUGUCAAAGACACCAUGACUCCAAUUUCUUCCCCUAGCUUCUCACAGGGUGGCUUCACAUUGCUCACAAGUUCAACACCACAGAACCAACAUUCCACAAAGUCUGAGACCACAAUUUCUCUGAGCUCUAUUCCAACGAAGGGGCCAAUCAGUCAGGUCCAAGCAUCACUUGACUCAAAUAAACAAUCUGAGAUGGUUCCUGAUCAACAGAAUAGCUUUAACUAUUCCAACAUGUCUGAAAGAAUUGCAGAAAAUGUUACACAGCCUCCAUCUUCUGCCUCCACUACUCAAAAACCCAGACAGUUUUCUGGAGAUGGUUUUAGCCCUGCACAUAUGGAGCAGGCUGAAGCUAGUAAAAAAGCUAAUCCCAAAGUGAAUGAGAUGGAGUUUAACACCACACCAGAUCACAAAGAGGAAGACAAUGAUUCAGACGAAACAGAAAUAACUGAUGACUCUGACUUGUACAGUGAAGAUGACCAUGACAACGGCGCAUAUAGUUUGAGUGAUUCUAAUAAAGCAGAGAGGACUGAGGAUAGAGACCCUGAAAUAAAAGAUUUUGUGGAGGUGGAGGUUGAUAUUGAAACUAUUGAAGAGUCUGUAGAGAAAAACAAUAUCGCACAUCUGAGGGCGUUUGCAAAAAGGCGAAAACAACAUCAACGUCGCCGGAAGCAAGUUCUUGAUGCCAAGAAGCAAAAGAAGCUAAUGGUGCACAUGGAAAAAGAGAGGCACAGACGCAUUUCAAUUGGAGAAUGCUUUCUUAACCUUCAGGCAACACUCAAAAAGCCUUCAAAGAAUUUUAAAGCCUCCAAAAAUAGCAUCCUCACCCUGGCUCAAGAAGAGAUUGAGUCACUAAUUAAGCAGCAAGACCAGUUAUUGAAAAAAAGAGAGAAGCUGAGUAUUAAGAGAGAGCGUUACAUACAGACCCUUUCCCUAUUGUCUGACAAGAGUGCAGAGUCCAUCAGUCAGAAGCUUAAUGAAAUUAUUGCUAAACAAAAAACACUGGAGGCCCAAAAUAAAGCAAAAGAGAUUAAGUCCCAGUUUAAGCAGACCACUUCCAAACCCACACCCAAACCUAAACUAGCUGAUCUCAGUAGUAAGCGGAAAGGUUUAACGGUCCAAAACAAAGUAAAACCCACCCAGUCUCCAACAAAACCAAUGGACUUAAGUGUUAAGAAACAAAAAAGCCUGGAAAAGUCUGAAAGUUUAAUAGGGGCCUUGAAACCUAUAGAUCUUGAUGGUAACAAAAACACAGCAAAAACUCAGGAUAAAGAGAAAGAUAUUGUGUCUAAACUUACUCAGCCAACCAUUAAUUCUACUCCACCAAAGAAACCUGCUCCUGUCCCAAGUGCUAUCCAACAUUCUGUAAUUCCUCGAGAGAGAACACGCCCAAACAUCCUGUCCCGCUCUUCAUCCCAGACGAUACCAGUAUCUCCAGUCAAAGAGCCUACUGUAACUAACGUGUGUAUUCCCCAGGUAAUUCCUUUGAUGAAUACUAUGGUUCCAUGCAAUCAAAUCAUAACAAUAAACAACCCCCUUCAACCCCUUGGCAUCACCUCAGUAGGAGGACAGCAGUCACUCACACCAGGUGUAGCAUCUGUGUCCAUAUCAGUUCCUGCAAUAUCUCACCCAAUUAGACUGGAAAAUCCCCUUCCAAUGUUGCAGCCUCAGUUUUUAAAAUUUACAAACACGCAAGUGGAAUCUGCCAACAUUCCAAAGAUUUCCAACGUUAUUUCUCUGGUCCCACCAGUGGAGAAUGUGGUAAUGCCACAGCAAGGUGUGACUGAAAAGGAAAACACUACACCUGUUGUCCAGGCACAGCCAAUUUCUAUUCCUGCAUCUGUGGAGAAUCAGCAGAAACUCUCAGAUGAACAAAUUCCAGUUUUGGAGGAAAGGGAAAUUGUGGAUGGGCCUCAACAUCAAGAUGUUCCCAAGCCACUUGUUGGAGGAGAUGAGAUAAACACAUCCAUUACCUCAUCCAAUCGAAAUGAGUUGGACGGAGAGGAUAAGGAAGACAGCAAUGAUACAGAGGAUGAAAAUCUGAUGUCUUUAUUAGAUGAACUUGUUCUCCUCAGCCAGCAGCUGAGUGAUGAUCCCGCUGAACCACUGAAUGAAAAUUCUAGAAUUGUAGUUCCAGGUGAGGUUAGCUCACGUACUGACAACGAAGAUCAGAGAAUUAUGAUUCCAGGUGAGGCUGGCUCAUGUACUGACAAGCAGGCAGAUCUAGACAAGGAUGAUGAUGAUCGUGCCCUUAGUCCCUUGUUCCUAACGCUUGAUGAAGAUCUGAUGUCUCCAGAUAACUCUAAAGAUGACAUUGAUAUCCCACCUAAAGUGGAUGACUUGGUCAAAGUUAUCUUUGGGUCAGAAUCACCUUCUGCUUCAUCUGAAUCUGGCAUUGCAACAUCAACAAACAUACAAAAUCCUCAAAGUCCACCUGUCCCAUCAUGCAAUGUUAAAAGUGAUGCUCCUACUCCGCCGCCUCUGUUACAUAUGAAAGCUGCAUGUGGGGCUGCAUCAAGUCACUCUGCCAAUGAAGGGGCAAAUGUAGCAUGGCGGCCUAUGCCCAAACUGGUUCCUCUAGGAUUAAAGACUCAAGAUCCUGUUUUGAAUAAAGCAAUUUGCUCCUCGGUUCUCAACCCAGACUCAAAGGUGCAAGGUGUUCAUAGACAACAUAUGUGAUCUACCAAUCAAUGAAUCAGCGCAUAGUGGAAGGAAACCAUGUGAGGGCGAAGCUGCUCCUAAUUGUUUGCUCUGAGGAUUUUGUGGGAUCAUUAGGGUGUUUUUCUGGGUGACCUUAUCAGGAAUAAUUGAAUUUGCCCAUUGACUUUUAACAGUUGAGUUAACCAGUGAACCCUAGAGUUUAUCUGCUAAUGAGUUCACGCAAAUGUCUUUUUCUUUACAUCUAGCGGAAACUUGGACCACCUUCUAUUUUACCCAUUACAUUAAUGCAUGUUUUAACACUGUUAAGGCAAUAAUAGUUGCAAGUCUAUGUUCUUGUUACAGAAAAGCUGGCUUAUAUACAUUACACUUAUAUAGUAUGUUGAGUGCCUUUCAAAAGGUCCUUCUAUAUGCGUUUUAGGAUGUAGAAAAGUUUUGUGUAUUAUACUAAAUACUAAUGUAACUAACAGCAUAAGAAUAGAAGGAUUUAGGGCAUCCUCUUUGAUUUUGCAAAGGUUUGUUUUGUCAAUAGUGCUUUUUUUAAUUUAUUUUUCUUUAUUAUUUUUUCUUUACUUCAUUAUGUUUUCAAUGCAGUUUGAUUUUAUUCAGAAAAUGAUGUUUGAAAAUGGUGAGUUUAGUUGUGGACUGCCUACAAUAGUUUCCCUACUUGUUACAGACAACCACAACAUAAAUUUUUGCUUCAUAUAUAGUACACUGUCUGAAGUGAAGGGAUUUUAAAGCUAUUGUACCACACUUCCUUAUAGUGUCAGAUGAGGUAGUUAACAGCAGGGGAUCUCUCAGUUUGACCUAAAGAAAUGUAGUAAUCACUAUGCAAUUCCGCUUUGGAUUUGGAGGCGCAAGUACACAAAAACAUGAUGGGAAAAUCAAAAGGCUUGAUAACAUGAGAUGUAAUGUCUCAUUGUUUCUGAAGUGUAAUGUUGUAUGUAGUUUAUGCUAGACUGGUUUAUUUUGUAAAUAAAUGUUUUGGUAUAUGUCUGUAUAUCUGUCAAUGUGUGACAUAUUUCUUAGAUACUGUAAAUAUGUAAAAUGUAUUUCUUUUUUGUAGACCUCCAAACUGUCUGUUAAAAACAUGUAUGUUUUAUAUGCUAUAAAUCAGUGCUCUCUCACCUUCUUUGUAAAGGAGAUAAGAAAUGUCCUUUUAAGUGAAUAAAAAUGUGCCCAAUUCUUAAGCGAAUGUUUUAAAAAUCUCCAUUCAUGAUUCUAGUCUUUGGGGUCAAUUGAAAAAGCUAAAUUGAUACAACAUUCAAAAAGAUGUGUAUAUUAUUUUGCUAUCUUGGUUUUAAGCCCAAUACACGCUCUUCUCAGUUCAGUUCCAGAUUUCCCAACUUGAUAUAUUCUUUAUAAAAAGUUAAUUUUA
This is a messenger RNA of Myxocyprinus asiaticus (Chinese sucker), 10748 nucleotides long. Its product is annotated as MAX gene-associated protein-like. Gene Ontology annotation, cellular component: nucleus. The record is from RefSeq and is a predicted model, not a curated record. The transcript is spliced from 27 exons. Gene Ontology annotation, molecular function: protein dimerization activity; DNA-binding transcription factor activity, RNA polymerase II-specific; RNA polymerase II cis-regulatory region sequence-specific DNA binding. The coding region runs from base 503 to 9391 and encodes 2962 amino acids. Gene Ontology annotation, biological process: regulation of transcription by RNA polymerase II; cell fate specification; positive regulation of DNA-templated transcription. NCBI's taxonomy places the organism in Eukaryota, Metazoa, Chordata, Actinopteri, Cypriniformes, Catostomidae.